Messenger RNA from Salvia miltiorrhiza (redroot sage), 465 nucleotides. RefSeq lists its product as uncharacterized. The transcript has a single exon. Lineage: Eukaryota; Viridiplantae; Streptophyta; Magnoliopsida; Lamiales; Lamiaceae. The record is from RefSeq and is a predicted model, not a curated record. The annotation marks the transcript as partial.
GUUCCAAACCAUGAGCUGUACUUGAAGGUGGGAACUCCUGUUAUGUUGUUGAGAAACAUUGACCAUGCAAAUGGAUUAUGUAAUGGCACCCGAUUAAUGAUUACAAGACUUGGUAACCAUGUUUUGGAAGCAAAGAUCUUGACAGGAGAUAAUGUAGAAGAAAGAGUAUUGAUUCCAAGAAUGACGCUCACUCCGGCAGAUCCAAGAUUGCCUUUUAAGUUCCAGCGGCGUCAAUUUCCUCUAAUUGUUUCGUACGCAAUGACUAUCAACAAAAGUCAAGGCCAAUCUCUUUCUCAUGUUGGCUUUUUUUUGCCAAAACCUGUUUUUACACAUGGUCAGUUGUACGUUGCUAUUUCGAGAGUUCGUAGUCGUAGUGGUUUGAAAAUCUUCAUUUCUGAUGAGGAUAGUGGUGACGGUACGACUACUACCAAUGUUGUAUACAAAGAAGUCUUUCAGAAUUUAUAA